Amphibalanus amphitrite is the source of this 2072-nucleotide messenger RNA. RefSeq lists its product as uncharacterized. Bases 451 to 1683 code for a protein of 410 amino acids. The record is from RefSeq and is a predicted model, not a curated record. Lineage: Eukaryota; Metazoa; Arthropoda; Thecostraca; Balanomorpha; Balanidae. The transcript has 7 exons.
AGUGAUUGAACCGGUGCCGAGCGGCGCGGGGCCGCGGCACAGGCGCGCCAUGUGUCGACCUGUGACCGCUGGAACAGGCACGCUAGUGACUGCGACAGCCGUGUGGUGAAGAUCCACUGCUGAGGCCUGAGAAGUGAAUAUCAAAGAAGUUCAAUCACAAACAUUUUACCCGCUAUUAACGUGUGGUGCAUUGAAUCAGCAUACCUAUAUCAGCAGAUUAUAUUCGCCGGAAAUAGCGGUCUCGUGCAGUAAUGCGGCUGCCGCGUCUGCGAGCUGUGCCCAUAGCCAAAUUUCAGAGUUUUUUAUGGGCGCAUUCUUUUGAGACGAUCUUCAUUGUAAGAUAUGGUCCUAAAAUUGUCAUUUUAAUUGCAAGAUGACAUGCAAACUACUCUCAUCAAUCAAUGUAGCCACCAGCUGGUUUGUGGGAGCUAGCAUCUACCCUUCUCUGCCAUGCCUCUGCUGGAGCUGCCCAUACCUCUGCUGCGGCGCCUGGCUGGUCUCUGCUCCCCUGCCUCUCGGUGUGUUGUGCUCUCUCUGACUCAUCAACGGCCCACCUCGGCACCCCUCCACCUGCCUUCGGACGACGCGGACGACUCGCGCGGCGCCGGCGACCGCGCCGGCCGGCCCGAGACCGCCUAUGCAGAGCCGACGCGCUCGCGGCGCAAGUUUGUGGAGCGUUUCCUGCGCCGGGAGCUGGGCCUGAGCUGGUCGUGCGCCGAGCGGGAGGCGGCCCGGUGGCGGCUGCCCACGGACGCCGGCCUGCCGCUGCUGGCCGACAACCUGGCCUUCCUCACAGAGCGCGGGGUGCAGCUGCGCCACCUGCAGCAGGACGUGGACGUGCUGGCCGUACCGCAUGGUGACCUGCUGCGGGUGCACGGCCUGGUGAGCGGCCUGCCAUGCGCCGAGUACUGUCACUACUACCCGCUGAGCCGUGCGCGGCCCGACCUGGUGGAGCCGCUGUUCCGGCGCCUGCCGACGCCGCACUCCAACCUGGUGCACCAGCUGGCCGACACACUACAGCUGCCGGAGCUGACAGUCAGCAGAGCGGUCAGCAGGAUGGCCAGCCAGGUCAUCAAGAACAGCCCCGAGAAGCUGCUGUCCAGCGCCAGACUGCUGACAGAGCUGGGGGUGCCGGUGUCUGAGCUGGGCCGCUCGCUCUACCUGCUGCGGCUGACCGGGGCGCGCCUGAGGCGGCGCGCGCAGCAGUGCAGGAAGCACGGAGUCCCGCUGCGAGCGCACUAUCUAGCCAUGACCGACGACAACUUCCAGAGGCGCGUGGCUCGCGGCGGCCCGCUCUGCGAGGAGACGGAGGACGUGGCGCUGACGGUGGCGCUGCGUCUGGGCGUCUCGCGGGACCGGGUGGUGGAGCAGACGCGCUGCUCGGACGUGCUGCGGACGCUGCGCGCCGGCCGUCUGGAGACGGUCACCGGCCUGCUGGAGCGCGCCGGCUACGGGCCCGCCGAGCGGCUGGCCGCCCUGCUGACCGUGUACCGCGGCCGGCCCGAGCGGCUGCGGCACCGGCUCGAGCUGUGCCGCCGGCUGGGCAGGCCCAAGCCGUCGCUGGCCGUGCUGGCCAUGGACCAGAGGAGGUUCGAGACCAGGCUGGCUCGGUGGGCCAGAACGGCGGGGGCGGAGGAGCCGGAUCGGGAAACUGUGCGGACCGAAGACACAGAGCGGCAGUGACGAUAGCGGUCUUGUGGCAGAGGAGAGGAGCACGGCGUGGUGAGUGAGAGCGACGUAGAGUCGCAGCGGCGUCCGUGGUGCUUAUCGGCAGUUUGGGAACAGUGGAGAACGGUUAUGCCGCGAAUCUGGAGACACGCCAGUCAGUUGAAGUUCAAUAGGCGGAGCUGGCCGUGUCAGUGUUCCCGUUUGCACUGGAUAUUACAUAUCCUUGUUGUGACGUGAUGCUUUAUGUUUACGGUUGUCAUUACGUUUGAUGCGCUGAUUAAGCCAACUAUUAGGGUAUAUUUAUCAGUAAAUCUGGAUACCGUGAAUGUUUGCUGAUCACUUUCAUGCAUUUGGCAACCCUAAUGUGCCUUCUCCGAGGCUUGUCAAUAAAUACUAUUGCUAUA